GUCCACCAGUACCAGUACCAGCCCCCAAAAGGUCGAUUGAACGAGUGGCAAGCUUUGCCACAGCCUGGCCUCUAUUUAUUUGUGCGCCGCCAGAAGGUUAGCGGCAAGCGGCAACAUGUGCUAUGGAGGGCCUGGGACUGGGCAGCAGACGCAACAACCACAACAACAGCAGCAGCAGCAGCAGCAACAACAACAAUGGCAACAGCGUCGUCGUUGGUGCCGCAACAUUGAUCAGCAGCAGCAACAACAGCAGCAACAGCAGCAGCAGCGCCGUCAACAGCAGCAGCAACAACAGCGGCAACCAGCACCAACACCAGCAGCAGCACCAGCAGCAGCAGCAGCCGCAUCAGCAGCAGCAGCAGCAG
Messenger RNA from Drosophila grimshawi, 365 nucleotides. RefSeq names its product myb-like protein I. The transcript has 3 exons. The annotation marks the transcript as partial. NCBI's taxonomy places the organism in Eukaryota, Metazoa, Arthropoda, Insecta, Diptera, Drosophilidae. The record is from RefSeq and is a predicted model, not a curated record.